Molecule: messenger RNA, 717 nt
Organism: Arachis ipaensis
Lineage: Eukaryota; Viridiplantae; Streptophyta; Magnoliopsida; Fabales; Fabaceae
Source: RefSeq, a predicted model, not a curated record
AUGGGGAUUAAUUAUCUCAGUGGAAGAAUUCCAAGCUCCUUGUGCAAUGCCACUAUGCUCAAGAGCAUAACUUUGUCUAGAAACUCAUUUUCUGGAUAUAUUCCAGACAUUUUUGGCAGCUUAAGAAGCCUCCAGCAGCUCAGUCUUGGUGAAAAUAAUUUGACAAGUGAUUCAGAGCUAAGUAUUAUAAAUUCUUUCACGAAUUGUAGAUAUCUCUAUUUGUUGUCAUUUAAUAGCAAUCCAUUGGAUUCCAUUCUUCCAAUGUCAACAGGAAACCUUACUACUUCUCUGCUCAACUUGAAUAUUUGGGGUUGUUCAUUGAGAGGCACCAUUCCAGCAAGUGUUGGCAACUUGAUAAACCUUAACCUCGGGCCCAUCCCAGAAUCAUUUGCUCGGAUGUUAAGUUUGGAACUCCUUGAUUUAUCAGAGAAUAACUUGUCUGGUAUCGUUCCCAAAACAUUAGAGGCACUUGUGUAUGUGAAAUAUUUCAAUGUUUCUUACAAUAAGUUAAAAGGAAAAAUCCCGGAUGGGGGACCUUUUGCAAACUUCUCAGCUCAGUCGUUCAUGGGGAACAAAGAAUUAUGUGGUGCUCCUCGUUUCCAUUUUCCGGAAUGCAAAAUUGAAAAAUCCCGAAAAUGGAAUGCACAUAUUGUGUUGACAUAUAUUUUACCUGCAGCAAUAGUUGCCACCCUUCUUGUGGAUUCCUUUGCAUCCUAA